Messenger RNA from Colletotrichum higginsianum IMI 349063, 963 nucleotides. RefSeq names its product NmrA family protein. The record is from RefSeq and is a predicted model, not a curated record. The transcript has a single exon. Bases 1 to 963 code for a protein of 320 amino acids. Lineage: Eukaryota; Fungi; Ascomycota; Sordariomycetes; Glomerellales; Glomerellaceae.
AUGUCUAACUUUGUCAAGCCAAUCCCUAAGAGCAUCCUCAUCUUUGGUGCGGCUGCUCACAUCGGCCGCCCGCUGACCGAGUAUCUCACCCGGGAAGCGCCCUCGAUCAAGCUGCGUCUCGCCACAAGCAGCCCCAAUAAGAAGAAGCAGCUCCAAGAUGCCUUCCCCAAUGCAGAGGUUGUCCAAGCCAACUACAGCGACGUGGCGUCUCUCUCGGCGGCUGUCAGCGGCAUCGAAGGCGUCUUCGUCAUCACCCCCGGCGGCCUCUCUGAGCACGAGGCCAUGACGAACCUGGUGACGGCGCUGAAGGAAGCCAACAGCGCCAUCCACAUCAUCCGUCUCGUAGGGGUGUUUCCGGAAAUCCCGGCGUCGCAGAUACCCGCCACCGUCGGCCCCGGGUCUCUCGCGGUCGAGCACCCCAUCGCCAAGCGCAUCCUUGACGAGAGCGGGCUGCCCGUCACCUACAUUAACUCGGGCGCCACGUUCAUAGACAACUUCUGGAUCCAGAUCCGCCCCGUCCUCGCCAAGAAGACGCUUAUCUGGCCGGAGCACCGUGUCCCCUUUAUCGACCCUAGAGAUAUCGGCGAGGUUGCCGCCCGGCUCUUCCUGUCGGACAACGCGAAGCACAUUGGCGCGUUCCACACCAUGAACAACGGCCACGACUGGCUCACGUACCGGGAGGUCGCCGACAUCCUGUCCGAGGUCUUGGGCGAGCCCAUCGGUUACGAAGGCGACUUCGAGGCCUUCUCCGGGUUUUACGGCCCGGUCAUGGGGCCGCAGAUCGUGCAGUACCUUUGGAACUUUUUCAAGUACGAGGAGUCGCAUGAGGUGAUGUGGUCUUUGAACAACUUUGUGGAGAGGACCUUGGGGCGGAAGCCGACGACGGUGAAGGGGUGGUUGCUGGAGCAUAAGGAGAAGCUCACGCAAGGGCCUGGAGGCAACGGAUGGGCGUCGAAACAGUAG